Molecule: messenger RNA, 849 nt
Organism: Diaporthe batatas
Lineage: Eukaryota; Fungi; Ascomycota; Sordariomycetes; Diaporthales; Diaporthaceae
Exons: 2
Coding region: 1-849 (282 amino acids)
Source: RefSeq, a predicted model, not a curated record
AUGGACGAGCCUAACGCGACCGUGCGGCCCAAAGUGGGCACAAAGGAAAAGAGCGUGGGUUGGUACGACAAGGACUUCCCCGGCAUAGAGCCUGCGGCCCGCAAGCUUCUCGAGGAAUACUCAAAGAUUCCUCCGGAGGAGGUUGACCAGUAUGUGAUCGCAAUGCGCGACAAGGCAUGGGACAUCUUCCCCUACCCGUGCAUUGGGCAGUUCCGCUUCCUCAACCUCAGCCUGAGCAAGAAGCCCUCGUACGCGAGUGUCUUGUCACGCAUCGGGGAGGGGGCGACGUACCUCGACAUAGGCUGCUGCAUCGGCCAGGACAUCCGCAAACUGGUGCACGAUGGCGCACCCAGCGAAAAUCUGCACGGCGCGGAACUGCAAGGGGAAUUUAUUAGGCUCGGGUACGAUUUCUUUCGAGACCGGGAAACCCUCAACGCCACGCUGGUGCAGGCCGAUGCGUUCGACCUCGGCGAGGGCAGCCCCCUGAGCGGGCUGGUGGGUAAAGUAGACAUUAUUCACAUGGGCCAGGUUGUGCAUUUAUUCGGCUGGGACAGGCAGCGCGACCUGCUUGAGAAUUGUGUGAAGCUGCUCCGGCCUGCGUCAUCUGGCGCCAUGAUCCUCGGUCAGGCGGUGGGGGAUGUGGAGGGCGGGAUGAAGCCCGGAGGACAUAUCUUCAUCCAUAGCGUCGAGACUUUCAACAAGAUGUGGGUUGAGAUAGCGGAGCGCACAGGGCUGAAGUUCAAUUGCAGGGCGAUUCUCGACGAGGGCUUGGGAAUUGCUGAGUCGAGACGGGGUUGGGACGCGGCUAGUAGAAAACGGCUGUCAUUUGAAGUUGAACGAGUCAAUUGA